Dama dama (fallow deer) is the source of this 3117-nucleotide messenger RNA. RefSeq names its product transient receptor potential cation channel subfamily C member 3 (gene TRPC3). Bases 1 to 2820 code for a protein of 939 amino acids. The record is from RefSeq and is a predicted model, not a curated record. Gene Ontology annotation, cellular component: cation channel complex; membrane. The transcript has 13 exons. Gene Ontology annotation, molecular function: protein binding; inositol 1,4,5 trisphosphate binding; store-operated calcium channel activity. Gene Ontology annotation, biological process: regulation of cytosolic calcium ion concentration; manganese ion transport; calcium ion transmembrane transport. Lineage: Eukaryota; Metazoa; Chordata; Mammalia; Artiodactyla; Cervidae.
AUGUCCAGCAAGGUCAGGAAGUGCAAGGAGCAAGCGAGGGUGACCUUCCCCGCGCCGGAGGAGGAGGAGGAGGAGCAGGAGGGUGAGGACGAAGGCGCGGAGCCGCAGCGCCGCCGGCGGGGCUGGAGGGGCGUCAACGGGGGGCUCGAGCCGCGCUCGGCGCCCCCGCAGCGGGGACCGCGCGCCUACUGCCCGCCGCCCUUCUCCCCGGGGCCCGACAUGUCAAUGGAGGAGAGCCCGUCACUGAGGCGCAAGACGGCGAUGCGGGAGAAGGGCCGGCGCCAAGCCGUCCGGGGACCGGCCUUCAUGUUCAACGACCGGGGUACCAGCCUCACUGCAGAGGAGGAGCGCUUCCUCGACGCGGCCGAGUAUGGCAACAUCCCCGUGGUGCGCAAGAUGCUGGAGGAGUCCAAGACGCUGAACGUCAACUGCGUGGACUACAUGGGCCAGAACGCGCUGCAGCUGGCCGUGGGCAAUGAGCACCUGGAGGUGACCGAGCUGCUGCUCAAGAAGGAGAACUUGGCACGCAUCGGCGACGCCCUGCUGCUCGCAAUCAGCAAGGGCUACGUGCGCAUCGUGGAGGCCAUCCUCAACCACCCCGGGUUCGCGGCCAGCAAGCGCCUAACCCUGAGCCCCUGCGAGCAGGAGCUGCAGGACGACGACUUUUACGCCUACGACGAGGACGGCACACGCUUCUCCCCGGACAUCACCCCCAUCAUCCUGGCGGCGCACUGCCAGAAGUACGAGGUGGUGCAUAUGCUGCUGAUGAAGGGCGCCAGGAUCGAGCGGCCGCACGACUAUUUCUGCAAGUGCGGGGACUGCACGGAGAAGCAGAGGCACGACUCUUUCAGCCACUCGCGCUCACGGAUCAAUGCCUACAAGGGGCUGGCCAGCCCAGCUUAUCUGUCCCUGUCUAGCGAGGACCCUGUGCUCACUGCCCUGGAGCUCAGCAACGAGCUGGCCAAGCUGGCCAACAUAGAGAAGGAGUUCAAGAAUGACUAUCGGAAGCUCUCUAUGCAAUGCAAAGACUUCGUGGUGGGGGUGCUGGAUCUUUGCAGAGACUCAGAAGAGGUAGAAGCCAUUCUGAAUGGAGACCUGGAAUCGGCAGAUCCUCUGGAGAUGCAUCGGCACAAAGCUUCACUGAGUCGGGUCAAACUUGCCAUUAAGUAUGAAGUCAAAAAGUUCGUGGCUCACCCCAAUUGCCAGCAGCAGCUGUUGACGAUCUGGUACGAGAACCUCUCGGGCCUGCGGGAACAGACGGUAGCUAUCAAGUGUCUGGUGGUGCUGGUCGUGGCCUUGGGCCUUCCGUUUCUUGCCGUCGGCUACUGGAUCGCCCCUUGCAGCAGGCUGGGGAAAAUUCUGCGAAGUCCUUUUAUGAAGUUUGUAGCACAUGCUGCUUCUUUCAUCAUCUUCCUGGGCCUGCUUGUUUUCAAUGCUUCAGACAGAUUUGAAGGAAUCACCACAUUGCCAAACAUCACUGUUAUCGACUAUCCCAAACAGAUCUUCAGGGUGAAAACCACACAGUUCACUUGGACUGAAAUGCUCAUUAUGGUCUGGGUUCUUGGAAUGAUGUGGUCUGAGUGCAAGGAGCUCUGGCUGGAAGGACCCAGGGAGUACAUUUUGCAGUUGUGGAAUGUCCUAGACUUUGGCAUGCUCUCCAUCUUCAUCGCUGCUUUCACGGCCAGAUUCCUGGCUUUCCUUCAGGCGACAAAAGCACAACAGUAUGUGGACAGUUAUGUUCAAGAGAGCGACCUCAGUGAAGUUACACUCCCACCAGAGAUACAGUAUUUCACUUACGCCAGAGAUAAAUGGCUCCCUUCUGACCCUCAGAUCAUAUCGGAAGGCCUCUAUGCCAUAGCUGUUGUGCUCAGCUUUUCUCGAAUCGCCUAUAUCCUCCCGGCGAAUGAGAGCUUCGGCCCCUUGCAGAUCUCCCUGGGAAGGACUGUGAAGGACAUAUUCAAAUUCAUGGUCCUUUUUAUUAUGGUGUUUCUUGCCUUUAUGAUUGGCAUGUUCAUACUGUAUUCUUAUUACCUUGGGGCUAAAGUCAAUGCUGCUUUUACCACUGUAGAAGAAAGUUUCAAGACUUUGUUUUGGUCAAUAUUUGGACUGUCUGAAGUCACUUCUGUCGUGCUCAAGUAUGAUCACAAAUUCAUAGAGAAUAUAGGAUAUGUUCUAUAUGGAAUAUAUAAUGUAACUAUGGUCGUUGUUUUGCUCAACAUGCUCAUUGCUAUGAUUAAUAGCUCGUAUCAAGAGAUUGAGGAUGACAGUGAUGUAGAAUGGAAGUUUGCUCGCUCGAAACUUUGGUUAUCUUACUUUGAUGAUGGGAAAACAUUACCUCCACCCUUCAGUCUAGUUCCUAGUCCAAAGUCAUUUGUUUAUUUCAUCAUGCGGAUCAUUAACUUUUCCAAAUGCAGAAGGCGAAGACUACAGAAGGAUAUAGAAAUGGGAAUUGGUAACUCCAAGUCCAGGUUUACAAAGUGCUUUGCUGUACGUUUGAACCUCAUGCAACGCUGUAAGUUAAACCUCUUCACUCAGUCUAACUCAAGAGUUUUUGAAUCACACAGUUUUAACAGCAUUCUCAAUCAGCCAACACGUUAUCAGCAAAUAAUGAAAAGACUUAUAAAGCGAUAUGUUUUGAAAGCACAAGUAGACAAAGAAAAUGAUGAAGUUAAUGAAGGUGAAUUAAAGGAAAUCAAGCAAGAUAUCUCCAGCCUUCGUUAUGAACUUUUGGAGGACAAGAGCCAAGCAACUGAGGAAUUAGCCAUUCUAAUUCAUAAGCUCAGUGAGAAACUGAGCCCCAGCAUGCUGAGAUGUGAAUGAGUCAGUAACCUGGAAUUACGGCUUUGACUAUAGCACAACUGUGGGCAAUAACAUUUCUUAGUACGAAAUACUUGAAAAACUAUGGUGUAAAUUUUUAGUAUUAACUACCUUUAUCAUGUGAAUCUUUAAAAGUUAGGUCUUAAUGAUUUUACUGUUUUAUCACACGAAAAUGGUCUUCAUUUUAAUUGUUUGCCUUGACAUUACGAACAAUGAUAUGCCCUUGUAUUUAAAGGCCCCAAAUUAACUACAUUACUGACAUUUUUUGUCCGUUUUAGAAUAAACUCUGUCUUUGCACUA